This is a messenger RNA of Schistocerca cancellata (South American locust), 4641 nucleotides long. Its product is annotated as fatty-acid amide hydrolase 2-A. The coding region runs from base 241 to 1848 and encodes 535 amino acids. The transcript is spliced from 11 exons. NCBI's taxonomy places the organism in Eukaryota, Metazoa, Arthropoda, Insecta, Orthoptera, Acrididae. The record is from RefSeq and is a predicted model, not a curated record.
UUGUAAGAGCGCUGCCGGCAACAAUAUUCUGAGAGUGACGUGCGCGUUAUUGAAAGUAGAAAGUGAUCAGGAAUGUGUGAUUUAUGUAAUUUAUAUUUGGGAUGCAUAAGUGGUUGUUUGUUGUACUAAUGAAAAUUUUGUGAAUGGACACAAAUUAAACGUAAAAACUGUAUUGUUUGUAGGUAGGUAGGAAAUAGAUGUGAGAGGAAAUUAUUCGAAGACCAAGCUAUCUCCUUGAACAUGCCCCGCAGACAACGGACAGAGAUGUCUGAAGUCGCAAGAAGAUUACAAAGAGCAGCUAUUCGCCUGGUGUUUAGGGUGUUGGAAUUAAUUGUAUCAGGAUUUUUGCAGUUGGUUUAUCAUGGGAAAGGUGAAGUAGUUCCUCCCAUUAACAACCUGUUGCUUUUAGAGCCUGCAUCCACACUUGCACUGAAAAUAAGAACUAGAAAGGUUUCAAGUGUCCAGGUGAUAGAAGCUUACAUAGCUCGUAUAAAAGAAAUAAAUCCUAUCUUAAAUUGCAUGGUAGAUGAGAGAUUUUCUGAUGCCCUGAAAGAAGCAAGGGAAAUAGACAGUUUUAUUGCAUCAGAAACAAAGAGUACUGAUGAAAUUGCAAGAGAUACACCUUUUCUUGGUGUCCCCUUUACAACAAAAGACUGCAUACAAGUAAAAGGCCUGUCAAACACUGCUGGAUUGUACAAAAGAAAAGAUAUAAAAGCUCUUGAAGACGCCGAAGUCAUUGCCCUUAUGCGAAAAGCUGGCGGAAUUCCGUUAGCUGUUACAAAUAUUUCGGAAUUGUGUAUGUGGUGGGAAAGCUCAAACACAGUCUAUGGGAGGACAAACAAUCCUUACAAUACAAACCAUAUAGUUGGUGGCUCUUCAGGUGGGGAGGCCUGCAUCCAAGCUGCAGCAGCUUCCCCAGUUGGAAUAGGGUCAGAUAUUGGAGGUUCAAUAAGAAUGCCAUGCUUUUUCAAUGGCAUAUUUGGCCACAAGCCUUCUCGAUGUAUUGUAUCUAAUCAAGGAGAAUACCCUGUGCCUUCUGAAGAACAAAAUACCUUCCUGGGAACUGGUCCUAUGUGUCGUUAUGCAGUAGACUUGCUGCCUACCUUGAAAGUAAUAGCUGGGAAAAAUGCAAUUCACUUGAAGUUGGAGGAAAAAGUGAAUUAUGAUAAAAUGAAAUUCUAUUACAUGGAAAGUGAUGGUGGUUCACCUGUAGUUUCUCCUGUACAUCCAGAAAUAAAAGAUGUUUUACUAAAAGCUGUGAGUCAUUUUGAAAGAGCAUAUAACAUAAAAGCACAAAAGAUUAGACUGGAGAAGAUGAAAAUGUCUAUUGAUAUAUGGCUUGCGAAAAUGAAAGUUAAAAAUGGACCUACUUUUUGUGAGGAACUGGCAAAUAGAGAGGGUUCUAUAACUUUAUGGUGGGAGUUAGUUAAAUGGUUUCUUGGAUUCUCUAACCACACAUUUAUUGCUUUAGCAACAGCCCUAACUGAAAAACUUGGGGUGCAGCCAGGUACCCCAGAAUAUGCACAUUUGUGUGAUUUGUGUGAUCAGUUACACCAAGAGUUCCAGGAUAUGCUGGGAAACAAUGGAGUACUUUUUUAUCCAACACACCCUACUCCAGCACCCUACCACUUAGAACCUCUCGUCAAACCUUUCAAUUUUGCUUACACUGGAAUAAUAAACAUGCUGGGAUUUCCUGCUACACAUUGUCCACUUGGUCUUAGCAAAGGUGGAUUACCCAUUGGAAUCCAGGUAAUUGGUGGAAUGAAUCAAGAUCACCUGACAAUAGCUGUUGCAAAUGAGUUGGAAAAGGCAUUUGGUGGCUGGGUUCCACCAUCAAUUGCUGUGUAAGGACUUAUCAAAUUGUUCAUUCGUUGGUGGUUGGUAAUACGCAUUACAUAAUUUAAUGUGAGUGGAAUAUUUGUGGUACUUUUUAAUGGCUGAAUUUUUAAGCUUUAAAAUAAUAUAUAUAUUUGUAGUCUGUAUGGUUGAUAUGCUGCAUGUACUUGAGGAACUGCGUCCCAUGCUCGUGCUCGUGCUCGUGCUCACUGCUGUCACAGCCCUUUUUGUGGACUAUCAGCUGCACGUGAAUCAUCUUGUGCAGGAGUUUUUCAACAAGGUCUUCCCUUGGAUGCGGUUUCAGCAAGGGCUUGCUCAGCCUCAUAGAGCACAAUCCAUUCCAUCAUUCAUAUGCACAGACACCAAAAUUCUUAGUCAUUGUGGGGCUCCAUUUCGCCUCCACUUCACCAAGGUGCCUCGUACAGAAAUUGAACUGUUGGAAAAGUGGGUGGAUAUCCUGUGUAGGAUCAGUGUACUCUAGGGGCAGGUCCACGAGUGCGUGUGUGCUCCGCCUUCACCAUCAGUACUUUAAAGUAGUAUAUGCAUAGACUUGUUUCCUUCGAAGGCAGCUCUAUGAAGUGCUGUGCAUUCACAGUGGCUUUGCUUAGAUAUAAUCAAAAUAAAUCAUGAAAUUGUGUGUAUCUAGUGAUUUAUUCUGGUGUGAAAUUGAAUAACCCAGAUUUUGAAUGUCUUAUUUGUUUGUAAACAAAAUUACCAUUAUUUGUGUGUGCAAAGCAGUUGCCACAACCAAUUUGUAACCAAAUGUAUUGUUUGGUGUGUCAUUUUUCAUGUGGUCCUAUAUUAUUGUUUGCCUGGUUACAUUCCUACAGUAUCCAUACAUAAUUUUUAAGUGUAUCUCUUAUGGUUUAUUUUUUCUUUGUUUCAUUUCCAUAUUGUCCUUGGAAUAUCUCUGUGUCGUCUUGUUAUUUUCAUGUGGUCUGAUCAUCUCACAACUGUGUUUCUGAGCAAUAUUUGGCUCAGACCAUUGGUUAGUGUGGUUUACAGAUUUUUCAUGACAGUUCCCUUUGUUAUCACAUUGUGCUCGUUACCCAGAUUUUAAAUCUGUACAAAGGAGUUUAAUAGCUGUUAAAUGCGACUAUAAUAGGUUAUUCUUGGACUGACUGGUGAAUGUCAAUCUAUUUUAUCUGUGUUUAUUCCUUCUGUUCUCUUGAGUUCUUAAUCAUGUCCCCCCUCCCUCUCCAGCUAGUUCAUUUUGUUACUUUUCUUAACUUCUAUUUUUUAAACAGUGGCAUCAUCUUGGUGAAUUACAUUCCAUACAAUGCCACAUGACCAAUGUUGUUCCUGAUUCCUGCCAUAGAAUAUUUCUUCAAAUCCUUUAGAUUUAUUUUGACUCUCUCAUUGUGGUCUCAAGUGCUGUUGAUGCUCUGUUUGUCAUGAACAACCGCGUUGCCUCCAGAUCAUAUUACAGUGUUAUCUCUUAUAAACUUCAUAGGCCUUUAAGUGGCAGUAUUAUGUCAGAUAUUGACUUGUGUUACGUAAGUUCCUUCUGCUUGCCUCUCAGCUUCUUGCUAAGUUGCUCCUUUGUUUGAUUUUGCAUUGCCCUGUACUUGUCUGUUGUUGAACCAGUAAUCCAAUUUUCCUUUAAUUAAUGCCGCUUCCUCAGUCUGGUAAAAGGUGUAUCAUUGUCAGCAUUGCAGAUGCUACUUCUGAUUUCUCCUCUCAUUCUUCAUUUCUUUUAAAUUACUAUCUACCUGCAAACCUGGCACUGUGUAAAUUUUUUCCUCUUCUUGUGUUGUACAGUUUUCUGUACUGGUUAUGUAUUGCCAUAAGUUACUUAAGUGCCAAAGGUAUGCACAAAAAAGUUUUACGGUUAGACUGAUCUGUUAUUUGUGUGCCAGUUUAUGGUAUAUUUACAUGCUAUGUACUUCCUGAAGUCUGAGAGAGUACGUUCUAGUUCAUAUUACCCAAAGAUCAAGUUUGUUCCUAAAUUUGAGUUCAUAUUUGGGUUCAUGCUGUUAUCAUCUGCAACUGACUUGUGAAAUUUGGAGUUAGUUUAUAUGUGGUCAUAGAGAGUAUUUGUAGCAGAUGCAGGAAACGUUUAAAAUCUAGCUUUUGUUAGAAAAAUAUCACAAUUUUGUCUUCUGUGUUCUUUUAAAAUUUAAGAUUUUUUUUACAUCCAUUUGCCACUAGCUAUAAAUGUAAGCAUUAGUUCCCUAACAUUUAGCAUUGCACUGGUAAGAGUCCUUAGCUAGGAAGUCUCAUUUCUGUUGGUGGAAAUGGACAACCCUCACAAACAAUCUUAAGUUCAAACAAGAUCCUGAUGCUGAUCAUUCUUGAAGAGCAUUCAGUUAGGUUCUAAAUUAAAGCUUUAAAAAAAUGCUUUUUAAUUCACUCUAGUUAAGAAAAGGUAGUGUAAAUGUUAAAGGCUCAAGUAUUUCAGUAACAGGUGAGAAGAAUUAUGGCUCAAGCAUGUCCUUCAUCACAAAAUAUGAAACUGGAAAAAAGUUUGCAAUUUUUUGUGAUGAUGUCUCAACUUGUUUGUUAAUUCCUAAUGUGCUAUUUAAAGAAGAUUGAACAUGCCAAUUACCAUAAGCACUAUGUCCUUUCCAGUUAAGAAAUUCAAAGAAUUGGGCAGUGAUGCUUUUUAUGCCAGUGUUGAAGUGUUUGUUUGAAAGAUACAGUUAUAAUUAUAACUGUAAGACUCACAUAAUGAAUUUGAUUCACAUACUUUUUUCCUUUUGUGAUGCCAUAUGGAAUGAUUUUUAUGAUACUUUGAUUCUGUGAUGAGAUCUGAUUAAAGAGAAUGCCACAACUCUGCCCUUAGAAAUGACACAAAAGUUUUUU